Dromiciops gliroides (monito del monte) is the source of this 7037-nucleotide messenger RNA. It is a transcript of the gene ST8SIA1, whose product is annotated as ST8 alpha-N-acetyl-neuraminide alpha-2,8-sialyltransferase 1. NCBI's taxonomy places the organism in Eukaryota, Metazoa, Chordata, Mammalia, Microbiotheria, Microbiotheriidae. The record is from RefSeq and is a predicted model, not a curated record. Gene Ontology annotation, molecular function: alpha-N-acetylneuraminate alpha-2,8-sialyltransferase activity. The transcript is spliced from 5 exons. Bases 1054 to 2139 code for a protein of 361 amino acids. Gene Ontology annotation, biological process: N-glycan processing; oligosaccharide metabolic process.
AGUCCUUUGACGCACUCAGUGUUUUGGUGUUUAUUUUUAUUGUUUGUAUCUAUCCUUGGGAGAGCACGAACAGAAGAUAGAUGUGCUGUAUCCAGUCUAGCUGAUCUGAUACGCUGAUCAAAGGGUCAAAGGGAAAUUUUGCUAGUGGAGGGGUAAGGGAGGGUGGAGAAGACGACCUUGAUUUCCACCAAUCACGGUGCAUUUGUCUGAGAUGUUUGCACAGGGUGCCUGUGCUUCUCCGCUCAAUUAAUUGAAGAGAGACUUCUUUUAUUUUCUUGAAGAGGUGGAAACCAAUGGUGGGAUAGCUAGCGGUCCUGGGUCGACCUAGAAAUUUACAAGGACUGGCUGCAGUGUUAGUUCUCUUUCUUUCUUUGCUUGGAAGCCUCAGCAACAACAGCAGCAGCAGCGGCGGCCGCAGCCACAGGAAGAACCGAGAGGAGACGAAAGACGAAAGGCAAAGGAGCUUUUUUUUUUUUUUAUUUGGCAGGGGGAAAGAGGCGGGGGAGAACCCAAGGAAGCAAGUAACUGAGGAAAAGAACCUUUUGCCUGUACCAAAACCGAGAACGAUCGUAAUGCAGCACAGUCAACUGGGAAGACCCGCGGUCCCUGGAUCUCCUGACUUCUGGAGAGAGACGGGAGCCCCUUUCUUCUCCAGGGGAAGCUACAAUGGCCAUAGCUGAUGGCUUGCUCUUCUGCCGCUUUCGCUAAAGGGAGGGAAAUAAUUUAUUUGAAAGUUGCAAAAUAAAAAGCCUUUGUACCACCAUUGGAACAGCAGCGGCAGAAGACGCGAUUUUGUGGUGUGUGUCCGUGAAAGAAGGAGGAGGGGAGAGGGAGAGCGGGAGAGAGAGCGAGAGAGCAAGAGAGAGAGAGAGCGAGAGAGCGAGCGAGAAAGAGAGAGAGAGAGAGAGAGAGAGAGAGAGAGAGAGAGAGAGAGAGAGAGAGAGAGAGAGAGAGAGAGAGAGAGAGAGAGAGAGGAGUUGUAUUGCAUGGGAACGCUUUGAAUUUCGGAUUUCAGUUCAAGCUCUGCGCUGCAGCUCAGACCACUGCAACACCAUGAUUGCGCUAAGCAUAAGCGACAGCAGCCGGGCCCGGAGACAGACUUGGAGAGGGACUAUGGCAGUAUUGGCGUGUAAAUGUCCCCGGACCCGGCUGCCAAUGGGAGCUAGUGCCUUGGGCGUCUUUGUUCUCUGCUGGCUCUACGUCUUCCCAGUGUAUCGGCUGCCCAACGAGAAGGAGAUUGUGAACGGGGUACUGCAGCAGGGCAAGGCAUGGAGGAGAAACCAGACUGCAGCUAGAGACUUCAGGAAAGAAAUGGAACAAUGCUGUGAUCCAGCCAAUCUCUUUGCUAUGACUAAACAAAAUUCCCCUAUGGGGAAGAGCAUGUGGUAUGAUGGGGAAUUAUUGUACUCUUUCACCAUUGACAAUUCAACUUACUCCCUCCUCCCCCAGGCUACUCCAUUCCAGCUACCACUGAAGAAGUGUUCAGUGGUGGGAAAUGGUGGGAUUCUGAAGAAGAGUGUCUGUGGCCGACAAAUAGAUGAAGCAAAUUUUGUCAUGCGAUGCAAUCUUCCUCCUUUGUCCAGUGAAUACAAUAAAGAUGUUGGAUUCAAAACCCAUUUGGUGACAGCUAACCCCAGCAUAAUUCGGAAAAGAUUCCAGAACUUGCUUUGGUCCCGAAAGACAUUUGUGGAUGACAUGAAAGUAUAUAACCACAGCUACAUCUACAUGCCUGCCUUUUCUAUGAAAACGGGGACAGAGCCAUCUCUCCGGGUUUAUUAUACAUUGGCAGAUGUGGGUGCCAACCAAACAGUACUAUUUGCCAAUCCCAAUUUUCUUCGUAGCAUUGGCAAAUUCUGGAAAAGUAGAGGAAUUCAUGCCAAACGCUUAUCUACAGGUCUCUUUCUUGUCAGUGCCGCCCUGGGCUUGUGUGAAGAAGUUACCAUCUAUGGCUUCUGGCCUUUCUCUAUGGAUCUGCGUGAGCAAUCUAUUAGUCAUCACUACUAUGACAAUGAGUUACCCUAUUCAGGCUUCCAUGCUAUGCCAGAGGAAUUCCUUCAGCUUUGGUAUCUUCAUAAAAUUGGUGUGCUAAAAAUGCAGCUAGAACCAUGUGAAGACCUCUCAUUCCAACCCACUUCCUAAGGACAGAGGCUGAGGAAGUGAAUGGGCCAGUACAAUGUUUUUAGUGCUUGUGUGUGAAUAUGCAGAAAGGAAAACAUUCAGACUUAUUUAUGGAUUUGCAUAGAUCAUUUAAGAAAAAAGAAACAACAAAAUUCUGUGGUUUAAGCAUUUAUUUGGAGGCUUACCAAGAGAUCAGUACUUCUGCAAAAUAUUUUGUAGUUUGCUGUGGAUUUUUGGCCAGUAAAACUCUGGAAGUAAGUUCUUGGGAAAGAAACAAAACAUCACUUGGUAUGUUCAAGUUCAGAUGGUGUCAUUCAACGAAGACCUUGUUGAUUUAGAAUGAGGAACAACCAAUAAAGAAAAUUGGGGAAAUGGGAAGAGGAAAUUUCAGUGAUGAUUGGCCAAUAACACUGACUGUAUAGAAAUUCAUCUGACUCAAAACUGGUAUAUAGAAUGGUAGUUUUUACAAGCAUUAUUUAUUUUUGUCAUCUGGGGUUAUGUGGGGUGGGUGGAUAAGGGGGAGAAGUUGUGUGUGAGUAAAAUAAUAUUGUAUUCUGUAAUAACAAUCCAAAAUGCCAUAGCUUACUGUUGUGAUUGUUUUUUGAAAUGUUGUGUCUGUAAUAUUUUUUUUCAAAUUAUGGUUUGCUCAUUUGCCAAGUUCUUAGACAAUGUGAAACCCUGGUAAAUUGGAGCAAUAUAGGUAACCAGUCUGGGUAUCUAGAUUCCAUCUCCUCUCUCUUUUCUGCUUCUCCCUCAGUUAUCUGAAUAAUUCAGAUAAUAGCUGCAACUUUUAAAUUAUAUAAUUGUGUCCAUGUUAACCUGACAUUGUUUUGUUACUAUAAAGAGACUACAUAUGGAAAUGUAGUUUUUUCCAAAUUUAUCAUAAUCUUGUUCAGAAUUUGGUGUUCAGAUAUGUAUUAAAGUUCUGUGGGACCAUAGCAGUAUUUAAGUUUAGUAUUUCCCUAGGAAUAUACCCCAUAAAGCAAGGUAGAACAAUCAUCUUAUUCCUAUACAUACAUACAUACAUAUGUAUAUACAUACACACAUACACAUCCCUUUAUACACAAAAGUGCCGGUUUGUUAGGGCCAAAAUUUAUAACUAGUGAUGGAUUUCAACAAAAUCCACUAUGUGCUAGCUUGCCACACUCUAAUUCUUAGAUAAUGAUAGCUUACUGGCUAUUCUCCAUUUUGCUAACAUAGGCAAGAACCCAAUUUCUACCCCCAAAAAGAUCACCCAGAGUAAGGACAGUCCUCUCCGUCCAAGCCCAAUAUCUCUUACAUGCAUAUUGUUGCUCUGGGAGACACAAAGCCACCCAUGAAAAGGUCUGUGGUUGUAGAAGAGCCCCUAAUGUUUACCCAGUAAGCCUGCUGCAUUUGUUUUGAUAGGGAGUAAUGGAAAUCAUUAUGAAUUGAGAAAGAUCUGCACCAUUAGAAGGAAUACCCACAUUGAAGAGAGAUCACAGGACCACAGGCACAUGGAAGUUAUUAAAUCCUUCAUAUAAGACUCCCAACAAAUAGAAAUUUAGAUGACAAAAAUUUAAAUGACCACCUCAAAUAUUUUACUGAAUGCAAUGUUAGAAUAAAAUAUGGUUUUGUUAAUCCAUGUCCUCAACAAAUAUGAGACAGUUUUAUAGGGGAAAGAAUAGGAUAGCCCAACUGAGAAAUUGGUUGUUUAAAAUGUGAUUGGUUAUCAUAAUCCACUUUAUAUUGUUAGCAGAUUAUUUCAAAGAGCCUUGGGAUAUUGGUUAAUUCUGUCCCUGAAUCCACAUUUCUCUUUUGACUUUGUAUGUCAACGUAGUGUUGGAAAAUUUAAUGCUGUUAAGCUUUUGUAAAUGUUCGAUACAUAUGCUAGCCUGAAAAUAUCUACUCUUUCAUACUACAAAGUGCUCAGCAAUUACCAUUAGGAAACAUAUGUGUCUAAGUAUAUAUAUCAUUAAAAUAUAAGCAUUCUACACAGAAAAACACAUCCAAAAGUUAUAAAAUGCAUGUGUCCAGGUUAAUAGCUUGAUUUAAAAAAAAACACUUUAUCGAUCGUUGUUUAAAGGCUGUUCAUCUGUCCAUCUUAAUCUCCAGCAUUGAAAAUAUCAAGCAAUUUCACAUUUUAUUACAUAGUUCCUGAUGGUAAUUUUUUCAUAGAUACAUACAAUUCUAUCCUAGGGAUUUGUGUGAUCCUAUCUACUCCAUGUGGAUUCUAGAGGACCAAAGAAAAAUAAAUCUUUUUGGGGCAAAAUAUAUGUUACAUAUAUACAUACAUAUAUAUGCUAUGGCUUGAAAAUAUUGAAGCUGAAUUCUGUGGAUUAUAUGUUGAAUUAGUCUGCUUUAUAGUCACACUUCUUAAAUGGGUCUUUGUUGAGGACUUACAUUGCCUUUUUUUUCUGGAAAUAUAAUCACAAUGAGGAUUUAUGCUAAACUCCCAAUAAAAUAAGAACUAUUUGUUCUUAACUUUAAGAUCAUACCUUCUGGGGCAGCUAGGUGGCGCAGUGGAUAGAGCACGGGCCCUGGAUUCAGGAGUACCUGAGUUCAAAUCCCACCUCAGACACUUAACACUUACUAGCUGUGUGACCCUGGGCAAGUCACUUAACCCCAAUUGCCUCACCAAAAAAAAAAAAAAAAAGAUCAUACCUUCUACUCUGUACCAUAUUUGAUCAAUUAGGUUUUAUAGAAUUAAAUGACUGUCAUUCACAAGAGAUUAGCUCCAAAACAUAUAGAAUCAAUAAAAACAAAAUUUCGGCAUUUUUGAUAGUCAGACAGCAAAGAUCAUGACUAUUUAAUAUCAAUUUACUUUUGCAAGUUUAUUUUUGCAUCACAAAAUGAUGGGGAAUGAGAAAUAAGAAUACUUAUGUCUAGUAUGACUUUUAUUUUCCUUUAAAAUCAUCUAGAAAUAUACAAGCUUGCAAAUAGUCAUUGUUAUAUGUAGUUAAAGAGUCAUUCAUCAAAUAAGCUUUCCAUCUGGCUUGUUGACAAUGCAUAUAAAAUGUAAUUUUCACACUGGAAUCCAUUUUUAUAUAAUCAGCUUUCAAUUAUCUACACUAAUGCAAAAAUGUUUAAAUAAUUUAUGUUUUAUUUUGGAACAGAUAAAAAUAGCAGUUCCCAACUAUAUAGCAUUUUGGUUCAUUUGACCAUCCCCCAAACCCAAUAAGAUAGGUCAUGGAAGUAGUAGGAUUUCCUUUUAACAGAUGAUUAAACUGAGACAGAGAAAGGUUAAGUGAUUUGCCCAGGGUCUCAAAAUCAGGUCUUCUGACUCCACUACAUUAAACUGUCUACAAGUUUAUAGAAAAUUAAUCUCCCAAUUCAUAUUUUUCCUUCAACUAACUUAAAAUGACAUUUCCCAGAUUUUCAACUGAUGAAGCCUAGGAGAUAGAUUCCAGAUGCCUGAUGGGAAAUAAAUGGAAGCUUUUCUAGGACUCAAAAUUUACCACAAAAAAUUCUAGAAUACACAAUCUAUAUAAUUACUUGAGAGUAGACUGAACAUGGAAAACACCAAUAGGUAUGCUAUAAUUUCUUGUUGUGUAGAGUUAUGAAGUUUCAUAAUUUAAAAACCAGUUAUUAAACAGCCUAUUUCUUUCAUCAGGGAGUAAUUAUCUAUGGUCUGGUUUUUUGUAUGUAGGUAUAUUGAAUUUUGUGAUUUUUAAAUGUUAUAUACCAUGUUGGUCAAGAUUAAGUAUUUCUGAGGAAAGUUAAUACUAUAACAAAUAUUAGAAAUUCUUCUAGUUUACCCCAAAGUGCAUUCAUGUCAGAAACAUUUAUCAAGAACCUGUUAUCUGCACACAUUAAUCUAGAUGAGUGAGACAUGGUUCUCCCAGGAGUUUAAAGCCUCCUUGGCUGCUAGACAUAAAAAUGUGUCUAUUUGUGUAGACAUGCCUAAUUGAUAUAUUUAUGUCUAUAUGACUUUCCAUCAUAUGUGUGACAAAAAAUAAGAGGGCCCAUCAUAAGGAGGAUAACAGGGACAAUAGUAACUAAAAGGGUUUUUUGAGAACUGAAGGAAGGGUGAAACUUCAUUUUCUACCCAUUAAAAUGGUAGACCAUUACCAGUGGUCUACGAUAUAGGAAAGUCAUAAUUUGGGGCAGAAAUAAAUUAGGGGUUUGCCUUGGAAAUUUUUGGAGGUCAGAUGGGCAGGGAAAUGAAGACUUCCUUAUUUGCCACUGAGAUUAGAUGUCUGAAAUAUGUAUAUAAUUUUUUCCUAAUUGUUUUAACCUGUGGCCUCAGUUGGUAUUUUAUUCAAUUGGAUUUUCUUAGUUAUUACAUUUUGUGAAGGCAACAGUCAUUACAUUUAUUUCUAUAAAGCCUCUGUGAAAGUAUUGGGGAUUAGCCCUAAAAGAUUCUGCAGCAUGGAAGUAAGGGAUGGUGUAUGUCAGGUCAUACUAUGAAAAGAUGCUUAGCAUUUAGAAAUUUCAUUCAAGAAAUUGAAUGUGAAUUUUGUAAAAGUGCAUUUUUUAUUGUCUCAUCUCCUAAAAUUAGAAAGCAGGCAAGCAAUAUGUAACUAUGUGCUAUCACCCAAAGACUGGUAUUGACAUUUGGGUCUCCUAGGGAUAAUGUUCAGUGGUAAUUCUCAGAAUGUCAUUUUCAUAUGAACACAAUACAAUCACUGCUUACUGUUACCAUGAGGAAAACUGACAAAGUUCAUUUCACACAUUCAAAUGCUCUACAGGCUUAUUAUAUCAUUGCUUUUUAAGGUAAAAUUAUUUCUUUAUCCAUCCUUCUUUAAUUUAUAAAGAGGAAGUAGUCACUGUGACAUGACUAACCUGUAUUAUCUAUAUACAGAUGAUUGUCUUAAAAUAAUAUAUGUUUGUUGAAUUGAAUUGGAGUGUGUACUAUGAUCUUUUUUUAAAGCUUAGAUGAGAAAGUGUGUUUUGCUAAUGCUAAUUGAUUGCCUACCUCUUUUUGUGUUGUUAUUGAAAUGCAUAUUGUACAAAGAUCA